UGUUUUCAUUGCAGCUAUCAAUUGCAUCAAUAUCGUAUUUUACUGUUAUAUAUUCUAUACAAAAGUGAGAGUAAUAUGAAUCAGCUAAUAUUAUGUUAAGACCAAAUGGUAAACUCGAAGAUAAGUAACUUUCCAUUCUUAAAAGUUUCGUUCUUAAAUAACUGUUGUAUUUUGACAAAUUGUCAGAAAAUGAGUGAAGAGAAUGACAUCUCCUUUAGUUUUAAAUUUCUUUGCGCUUCAUGCACAUCAAGAUGAACCCAAAAACUGAUUGAAUUUAUAUCUAGUAGCCACCUACAAUAUGUUUUCUUCUACUCAUACUAAUUUGCUAGGAAUAUGAAUUGGUACUAUAACUAAAUUGUUAUAAAAUUGCAGUCAUACUACAGGAGACGGUCAGAAUGUUGUUGUAAAUUAAAUAUCAUGCACAAAUGCUAUGGAAUAUAUACAUAUAUCACUAAUGUUACAAUUACUUCCAUCCAUUUGUAACAUUAUUUUUUUAUACACACUUAUAAGUACUAUAUUACAAACUGAUGUCAAUGUAAAUUUUCCAAGGAAUAUUAUAUCACGGACAAAUCUCGAAGGACUUAGUCAUCGGAAUGUAGCACACAGCCACAAUCAUUUUAUCUGUUUAACAUUCACAGUAGAAUUCACAUCGAUAUCAUUGAAUAAAGAAGUUAUAAAAUUAUCGAAUAUGGGACUCCCCUCUUAUUACCUUGAUCUUAUAUUAUGUGACAUAUAUUAUAGAGGAUACCGCGCUGAGUACCUCGCAGAAGGUCCUAACUAUCGCUCAGUGUUUAUUAAAAAGUUAUAAACAAAAAACGUUUAAUGAUUUUGUACGAAAAGUUCAUAUUCGGUAUCAAGAGACACGGUAGUGUCUCGCGCCAAGUGCACACGCGCAGCGACGACGUUUAUGCAGCGAGACACCGAUUAUACAGGGUCUCUCGCGUAAAGUGUCCAAUCACUCUGCUGCAGGUAGAUCUCGUUAAACUGAAUUAAAAAGUGCUAUAUCAUUUUACAAUUAACCACGUAAAUUUGUGAAAUAUUAAUAAAAGAAGAGUAACAAAUCAGGAUGUGCGAUGAGGUGAGAUAUUCAAAGACCGCUCACGCGCCAAGAUACAGUAUCUCCAACUACAAUAAGGGUUGAAAACUUGGUGCUGCUGUUUUUAGUGUUACUCUGCUGUUUUGGAAAUGGCAGCGCCAAGAUUUUAUCCCUUAUUUUAUUUGGAGAUGCUGUAUUUUGGUGCGUAAACGUUCUUUGGAUAUCAAUUUUGUUGUUGUGUCGCAUUUUCCCUCGAAUUUUGCGAUUCGACCAAGCAGCGCAUGAACUUGGCGUCUUUUUUUUCCUUUUUCAUGGAAAAGGUAAGUUUUGAUAUAAUGUUACAGGAAUUCAAACAAGACAAUUCUGCUGUAGACAUAUCUCAAAAAAUUUGUAAUGUACACGGUAAGGGUGUAAUAACAGAUAAUAUUAUCAAACUAUUAAAAAAUCAGGACACACGCAUAUACCUAUAUACAACUCAAUAAAUACGUGUUUCCCAAAAAAACGAAAUUUGAGGAUGCAAUUCAACAUUCGUUACAAACAUAAUAACUUGCAGAUAUAAUGAUGUAUUAUAUGUUAUAUAAUUACCAUCAAAUCAAACCUGACGUAUACGUACGAUCAACCACGCUCCUUUUAAGAAGCAUGUAUACUUCACGACUGCCUGGACUAAACUGACUGUAAAGACUGUUUGGAAAAAUCAAUUGCGCUUGCGCGAACUUCGGUCAAGAUAUCAUGACAUGACUAUUUUUCUGAAAAAAUAAAUAUCUGUUUUUACGGCGCCAAAUCGAUCGGGUAAUCGCCCACUUUUCUCUCCCGCGCAAAUUGCGAGCAAAUUAUUUCUAUAGCACCUUAAAUUACAUCUUGAUAUUUUAUGUUACUUUCGUCGGUGAAUUUAUGUUAAAUUAAGGAAUUUUGCUAGAAAUUGCGCUAGAGAAGUAUUAUAUAAUAUUCUUUAUUCGAAGAAGAAAAUAGGUAAAAUCGCUUUAUCGCGAUAUAUAGCUCUCAAAUACGUGUGGAAGCCAGACCAAGAGUGACCUGUAUGGAUACUGAAUUUCUUUACAUUCAUCAAAUUUCUCUGGUCGCAAUUGGGUUAUGGCCUUACCAUCGAACAAUACUUGUUCAACUUCAGUCUUCUGUGUUUUCUCUUACUAUGAUUAGCUCUAUUAUAUUUCAGCUUACAACAUUUUUAACUACAGAAUGGACUAUUGACUUUAUCGUUGAAAUUCUUUCUAUAUCACUUUGUCUUCUUUUGUGCGUAAUUCUUUAUACUUCUUUUUGGAUUAACAUGCAUGUUGUGAAACGUCUAUUGAAAAAUCUUCAGCACAUCUGUAGCGACUUAAAAGACGAAACCGAAAUUGCUAUACUAAAAAGAUAUGAACACAUUGCCAAAUGUGUUGCAAUUGGAUUCACGUUGUUGACGAUUUGCGGUUUAUUCAUCUUAACUCUUUUACCACUUCUGCCGCGGAUUUUCGACAUCUUUUUCCUCGUAAAUAAAUCCGAGCCAUAUCGCAAUAUAUAUAUCAGGACUGAAUAUUUUGUCGAUGAAGAAAAAUAUUUUUAUUUUAUUUUGCUGCAUCUGUACGCAGCCCAGUACAUAGCAGGAGCUACUUUAUUAGGAGGAGCAAUAGUGAUGACAGGUUACGGUAUAUAUUCUUGUGGAUUAUUUAACAUUGCCAGUUACCGUAUCGAACAAGCAAUGCGGAUAAAUAAUGACGAACUAACUAAUCGGAAGAACAAGAGGAAGAUCGACAAGAAGAUAAGUCAUGCAAUGGACAUUCAUCGCACAGCUCUUGAGUUAACUGAAUUCUAUCUAUAUAACUUCGAAGGAACAUAUUGUCUUAUAAUAGUGAUUAUUGUAAUUUGUUUGAGCCUUCAUCUGUUUGGAAUCUUUCACGCCAUCAGUUUUGUAUUUAGACUGGAAAAUUUUCUAUUGCACUGUUGUUUUGCGUUUGGCAUUUUAACAUCUUCAUUAGGAGUCAACUACAUCGGUCAAGCAAUUACAGACCACUAUAACUACAUGUUUUCAUCCGCAUAUAACGUUCGAUGGUACGUUGCACCUAUACACGUGCAAAGAUUAAUGUUGUUUCUUUUGCAAGCAGGCACUAAGUCUUAUAACGUGAAAUUCGGUGGUCUUUAUACAAUAUCUUUAGAAAGCUUUGCCUCGGUAAAACUAUUAUACAUUCUCAAUACGUAUUAUAUAGUAUAUAUAUGUAUAUACUGAAACCUAAAAUGAUGUUUUCAUUGCAGCUAUCAACUGCAUCAAUAUCGUAUUUUACUGUUAUAUAUUCUAUACAAAAGUGAUAGUAAUAUGAAUCAACUAAUAUUAUGUUAAGACCAAAUGGUAAACUCGAAAAUAAGUAACAUUCCAUUCUUAAAAGUUUCGUUCUUAAAUACCUGUUGUAUUAAAUUGUCAGAAAAUGAGUGAAGAGAAUGACAUCUCCAUUAGUUUUAAAUUUCUUUGCGCUUUAUGCACAUCAAGAUGAAUCCAAAAACUGAUUGAAUUUAUAUCUAGUAGCCACCUACAAUAUGUUUUCUUCUACUCAUACUAAUUUGCUAGGAAUAUGAAUUGGUACUAUAACUAAAUUUUUAUAAAAUUGCAGUCAUACUACAGGAGACGGUCAGAAUGUUGUUGUAAAUUAGAUAUCAUGCACAAAUUCUAUGGAAUAUAUACAUAUAUUACAAAUGUUACAAUUACUUCCAUCCAUUUGUAACAUUAUUGUUUUUAUACACUUAUAUGCACUAUAUUACAAACUGAUGUCAAUGUAAAUUUUCCAAGGAAUAUUUUAUCACGGACAAAUCUCGAAGGACUUAGUCAUCGAAAUGUAGCACACAGCCACAAUCAUUUUCUCUGUUUAGUAUUCACAUUAGAAUUCACAUUGAUAUCAUUGAAUAAAGAAGUUAUAAAAUUAUCG
Messenger RNA from Ooceraea biroi (clonal raider ant), 3945 nucleotides. RefSeq lists its product as uncharacterized. Gene Ontology annotation, cellular component: plasma membrane. Gene Ontology annotation, molecular function: odorant binding; olfactory receptor activity. Gene Ontology annotation, biological process: sensory perception of smell; detection of chemical stimulus involved in sensory perception of smell. The record is from RefSeq and is a predicted model, not a curated record. NCBI's taxonomy places the organism in Eukaryota, Metazoa, Arthropoda, Insecta, Hymenoptera, Formicidae.